AUGAGCAAGGAAACAGAUGGUAUCUGGGUUCCGUUCAGGGAUGGUGUCUUCCUCUGCAAGGAAGUAAAGCUUUUUGAGGAAGUUCGAAACUUGUUCCAACGUUCUGGCCAGCCACUUCCACCAGACAAGGAGAAUUACUUACAUCAGGCUUUUACUAAUCACAAACCAUCCGGACUGCCGGCUGGUUAUGAGGUUUUGAAUUUUGGUAAAAACAAAACUGUCGUUUUCCGAAAAGUCGAUGGGGCUGUCAACGUCACUCACCUGUGCGCCGGUUUUACAAAAGUGCGAGCUGCUCUUUCGGCAUUUCUUCGAAGCCACCCUCAAGUACGGGUUGUUGAACAGAUACGAGGCAAUACGAGGGCUCAAGGAACUUAUAUUGCACUUGCGGACAUUGACAUUAUCUGCGAUCGUUUCAAAUUUGAGAACCCGAAAGAUCAGAUUUUGUCAAUGAUUCAUGCGACACCGAGCGGCGAGCCGCUGUCGGAUUUGUGCGAGGCCACCGCCAAAAACGACUACGGCGUCGGUAAUUGUACCCCACCUAAUGCUACUGCUACUGCUUCCGGCAGUGAGAGAGUCUAA
Pyricularia grisea is the source of this 579-nucleotide messenger RNA. RefSeq lists its product as uncharacterized. The coding region runs from base 1 to 579 and encodes 192 amino acids. The transcript has 2 exons. Gene Ontology annotation, molecular function: DNA binding. NCBI's taxonomy places the organism in Eukaryota, Fungi, Ascomycota, Sordariomycetes, Magnaporthales, Pyriculariaceae. The record is from RefSeq and is a predicted model, not a curated record.